Molecule: messenger RNA, 1407 nt
Organism: Brugia malayi
Lineage: Eukaryota; Metazoa; Nematoda; Chromadorea; Rhabditida; Onchocercidae
Gene: Bma-hxk-1.3
Exons: 10
Coding region: 1-1407 (468 amino acids)
Biological process (GO): glucose 6-phosphate metabolic process; glycolytic process; intracellular glucose homeostasis
Cellular component (GO): cytosol; mitochondrion
Molecular function (GO): D-glucose binding; mannokinase activity; glucokinase activity
Source: RefSeq, a predicted model, not a curated record
AUGCCGAGAAACCAGUUUAGUAUUCCCGACUUAAAAAACCCGGAUGCAGACAAAGUUCGUUUAGAGAUCAAAAAAGCAUGCGAGAAGUUCAUGUUGUCCGAUGAUAAUCUUAUGAAAGUGUCAAAAAUCAUGGAUGACGAAAUGAACCGGGGCUUGCGGGGCGAGUCCAGUUGCCUGAAAAUGUUGCCAUCGUUCGUUCGGGCAGUUCCGAACGGUACGGAACGAGGCGAUUUCCUGGCACUUGAUCUUGGCGGUACCAAUUUUCGAGUGUUGCUGAUUAAACUGAAGGGUGAUGUAGCUGAGAUGACUGGUAAAGUAUAUCGUAUACCUGAGGAAAUUAUGAGAGGUGUUGGCACUGCGCUAUUUGAUCAUAUUGGCCAAUGCUUAGCGGAUUUCCUAGAAGAACAUAAUUUAAAAGAAUCCAAAGAGUUGCCUCUCGGUUUCACAUUCUCAUUCCCCGUGGAACAAGAAAACCUUACCGCUGGCAAACUAAUUAAUUGGACGAAAGGUUUCAAUGCGAAAGGAGUGGAAGGCCAAGACGUCGUUCAAUUCCUUCGAGAUGCGUGUAAUCGACGUAAGGAUAUAAGUAUUGAUGUAGUAGCAUUACUUAAUGAUACAGUUGGCACUUUGAUGGCAUGUGCCUUUAAAGACAAUACUUGUCAAAUCGGUGUUAUCCUUGGAACUGGCACAAAUGCCUGCUACAUGGAAAAGCUAUCCAAUUGCCCAAAAUUCAAAAAAUAUGGAUUUGACAGAGACAAAUAUCCAAAAGAAAUGAUUAUAAACAUAGAAUGGGGAGCCUUUGGUGAUAAUGGCUGCAUAGAUUUUCUUCGCACAGAAUUUGACAGAGACGUCGAUGGUGGAUCUAUCAAUCCGGGUAAACAUCUAUUUGAAAAGAUGAUUUCUGGGAUGUACUUGGGAGAGAUUGUGCGCCUUGUUCUUGUAAAACUUGCAAAGGAGAAAAUGCUCUUCGAUGGUGAUUAUGAAGCUAUUUCAAAGCCAAAUUGUUUUCCAACCAAAUUUGUCUCCGAUAUUGAGGAACAAAAGGGUCUCGGCGAUUUACGAAGAACACUUCAAAUCCUUCAACAAAUCGGAAUUAAUAAAAUAAGUGAUAGCGAUUGCUUUCAUGUUGCAUAUGUUUGCGAAGUGGUCAGCACUCGGGCUGCAUAUCUCACUGCAGCUGGCAUAUCAUGUAUUUUGACCCGUAUGCAAAAGAAAUUUGUAACAGUGGGAGUAGAUGGAUCGGUGUAUCGGUUUCACCCGAAAUUCGACAAAAUUCUUGAUGCGAAAAUCAAUGACUUAUUGCCAAAAAAUCUUGAUUACCAACUUAUGCUGUCGGAAGAUGGAAGCGGUCGUGGAGCAGCACUUGUCGCUGCUGUUGCUGAUCGGAUCAGGAAGGAACAUGAAUAA